Molecule: messenger RNA, 1401 nt
Organism: Aspergillus calidoustus
Lineage: Eukaryota; Fungi; Ascomycota; Eurotiomycetes; Eurotiales; Aspergillaceae
Source: the annotation of a GenBank genome assembly
AUGUUCGUGCCUUAUCUUUUGGUUGCUUCGAGUCUACAGCUUUCGAUUGGUGUCUUCGGACGCAACAUCAUCAACCUUCAUCCAGAGUACGAUACAACCAACGUCCUCCACAAGCUUCAGGGUCCUGGCAUUUCCCAGAAUCUACUGGAUCGUGACUUUGGCGGUGCGAGAUGUGGCUCAGGCUUUGGUCGCUGCUCCAACGGCAAUUGCUGCUCUACUGCAGGAUACUGUGGAAACACAACGAGUCACUGUCGUUCUCCAGACUGUCAGAUCGACUAUGGCCAUUGCGAUGCACACGCCACCCCAGGGGGCCCGUCAACGGAGGGGAUUGCUCGCCCCAAGCUUGGGAGCGCUCUGUACGGUCCAGCCGAGAUUCGCCAUUGCACUACCCCCCGAACCGCUGCUUUGACCUACGAUGAUGGUCCCAACCAGUACACUGGCGACCUUCUCGACCUCUUGGAUAAAUACGGAGCGAAAGUCACCUUCUUCGUCACCGGGAACAACAAUGGCAAAGGUCAGAUUGAUAGCCCUGAUGUACCAUGGGCGCCUCUCAUCCAGAGAAUGGUGGUCAGCGGACAUCAGGUAGCGAGUCAUACCUGGUCUCAUCAGGACCUCAACAAGAUCUCCCAAGUCCAGCGUCGAACUCAGCUUCUGUGGAAUGAAGUGGCACUUCGGAAUAUUCUUGGCUAUUUCCCCACCUACAUGCGUCCCCCUUAUUCGAGCUGCACCACGGAUACCGGCUGCUUGAAUGACAUGGGAGAUCUCGGGUACCAUGUCAUUCUCUACGACAUCGAUACCGAAGACUACAGCCAUGACAGCCCAAACACCAUUCAGCGCUCUAAAGAGAUAUUCGAUGAGAACCUCAAUCAAAACAAGGGCAAGGACCAAUCCUGGCUUGUCAUCGCCCAUGAUGUACAUGAGCAGACUGUCCACAACCUCACCGAGCAUAUGCUGAAGAAGCUGUCCGCCGAUGGAUUCCGUGCUGUGACUGUUGGAGAGUGCCUCGGCGAUCCCAUCGAGAAGUGGUACCGCAGGGACGACCAGUAUAAAGCCCCCCGCAAGGGCAAGCCCCUACCUGCUCCAGAGAAUAUCACAGCUGAUGGGAAGUGUGGUGGAAAGGUUUCCUGCAUUGGAUCUGCAUUUGGUGUAUGCUGCAGUGGAACAGGUUUCUGCGGGAACUCGACUGAAUUUUGCGGAGCUGGCUGCCAGGCAAACGCUGGUUACUGCGAGAGCGACUUCGACGGUAGCCAACAUAUAGGACCUGGGAUAGUCGGCUCAGAUCCGCUCGGCGAUAGCAUCACAUCUGGCAAGAAGUAUGUCAAGUCGGAUGCCACCUCGACCUCACGAAAUGUUUCCUUGAUGUUUGCUUUUGUAUUCUUAUUCACCUCGACACUGCUGUGA